Humulus lupulus (European hop) is the source of this 879-nucleotide messenger RNA. RefSeq lists its product as uncharacterized. NCBI's taxonomy places the organism in Eukaryota, Viridiplantae, Streptophyta, Magnoliopsida, Rosales, Cannabaceae. Bases 60 to 836 code for a protein of 258 amino acids. Gene Ontology annotation, cellular component: Noc4p-Nop14p complex; small-subunit processome; nucleolus. Gene Ontology annotation, biological process: maturation of SSU-rRNA. The record is from RefSeq and is a predicted model, not a curated record. The transcript has 6 exons.
CUCCAAAGUCCUUGGAAGAAUUCUCUGCAUUAUUGGAUAAUUGUUCUAAUGGUGACAUUAUGUUGAUAAUCAAUCGCAUUCGAGUGAGCAAUGCAAUCAAGCUUGCAGCAGAAAAUCGGAAGAAGAUGCAAGUGUUUUAUGGUGUGUUGCUACAAUAUUUUGCUGUACUGGGAAAUAAAAGGCCAUUGAAUAUUGACUUACUGGAUUUGUUGGUGAAGCCAUUGAUGGAAAUGAGUGUGGAGAUUCCUUACUUUGCUGCAAUAUGUGCUCGUCAAAGGAUUUUGCGAACUCGAACACAAUUUUGUGAGGUUAUCAAGAACCCAGAAAACAGUUGUUGGCCUUCUUCAAAGACGUUAAUUCUUUUGAGGCUUUGGUCUCUAAUAUUUCCCUGCUCUGACUUCCGUCACGCGGUCAUGACUCCAGCUAUACUGUUGAUGUGUGAAUAUCUUAUGCGUUGCCUCAUUGUGUCUGGUCGUGACAUUGAAGUUGGCUCUUUCAUUUGCUCAAUGCUUUUCUCUGUUGCUAAACAAUCUAAGAAGUUCUGUCCUGAAGCAAUUGGGUUUCUUCGAAUGCUGCUGAUGGCAGCAAAAGAUGAAAAACCAAUGUCAAAUCAGGAUACUCAAUACUAUUAUCUUAUGGAGAUAAAGGAGCUCAAGCCCCUGCUUUCUACACGUGGUCAUGUAAAUGAGAUCAAUCCAUUGAAUUUCUUCACUAUAUUGGACCUACCAGAGGACUCUCCCUUUUUUGACACCGACAGUUUUAGCAAUUAUUCAUCACCUGGCAAGCGAUGUGUCGUCAUCAUGCGGGCGAUUAUCAGGUACAUUUGCUGGCAGUAGUAUUAUUAUUCUUUUAUUCUUUUUAAUAUUAUACAUGUGUAUU